Messenger RNA from Onthophagus taurus, 4466 nucleotides. RefSeq names its product ankyrin-3-like. NCBI's taxonomy places the organism in Eukaryota, Metazoa, Arthropoda, Insecta, Coleoptera, Scarabaeidae. Gene Ontology annotation, molecular function: protein binding. The record is from RefSeq and is a predicted model, not a curated record.
AUGUUUCCAGCGACAUUGCUUCCACCGCGAAACUCCCAGACUCGUUCACCAACGACAAGCUCGAAGAUAACAACGCUGACAAUAAACGAAAAUGAGACUGUGAAAGUUACUUUAAAGAUGUGAUUGAACUAUUCUUAAAAAAAGAUAUUGGUAUAUUUGUGUUUACUGUGAUGAAGACUUUACAAACUCUAACAGUUUCUUCUUAAAACAAUACUAAUUAAUCUUGUUCUACAACUAUUUAUCUACUACUCUAUAAUCUUCUUAUAAAAUAACUUAUGCAAUAUUUAGUAAAUAAAUUUAAAUGUUCUUAAUCGUUCUUAACUAAUUAAUAUAACUCUUUAUAAUAUCUUAAAAUCUUCGUGAAUCCCUAAAAUUAACAAAUAUGGCACAAUUUGUAACUCAUAUCCAACCAACUUUAAUGGAAGCUUCCCAUCAUCAUCCUCCACUUCAUCAUCACAAAGAGCUACACAAGGAACAUCACCCAAAGGAUUUUACUAGUAUGUUCUUGGAUACAGGAAGGCACAAGGAGCACAAAGACAUAGAGAGUCAUUACAAAGAUGUUCAAGCCCACCAAGGCCAUCCAAGGGAGUUUCCGGUAUUACCAUCUCAACAUUCCUUUUACACCCACGACCAUCACCACCACCACCACGAAUCAAAAGGACACCAUCAAUUACAAGACAUUAAACAGAAGAGUUUCGAAAAGGGACAAUAUGUUGAUUCGCAUGGAACUCAUCAUGAAUAUCAAUUACGAUUCAUAGAUUCACAAGGAAUUCAUAGAGAUUACCAUGGUCAUAGCGUUGAUGGACCUGAUAGUAGAAGUAAACCGAGCCCUCCAAAACACAUCGAGUUGAAACCCGUUUAUAUCGAAACUAAGUCUGACGGUAAUACGUCCUUUCUACGAGCUGCUAGGGCAGGGCACCUCGACAAAGUCCUAGAACACCUAAAGACAAACAUCGACAUCAACACCAACAACGCGAAUGGCCUGAACGCACUUCAUUUGGCAUCGAAAGACGGCCACGUAGAAGUAGUAGCGGAACUAUUAAAACGUGGCGCGGUUGUAGAUGCGGCCACCAAGAAGGGUAACACUGCCUUGCAUAUUGCCUCUCUCGCUGGACAAGAAGAAGUGGUCAAAUUGCUCGUGCAACAUGGCGCUUCAGUUAAUGUCCAAAGUCAAAACGGCUUUACGCCUUUGUACAUGGCAGCCCAAGAAAAUCACGAUAACGUCGUUAAAUAUCUGUUAGCGAAUGGCGCCAACCAAAGUUUGGCAACGGAGGAUGGAUUUACACCUUUGGCAGUGGCAAUGCAACAAGGCCACGACAAGGUCGUCACAGUGUUGUUGGAGAAUGACACCAGAGGAAAGGUCAGGCUACCGGCACUCCACAUCGCCGCCAAAAAAGAUGACGUGAAGGCCGCCAAACUUUUAUUAGAGAACGAACAUAAUCCGGAUGUUACAUCAAAGUCCGGGUUUACACCUUUACAUAUUGCUUCGCACUACGGAAAUGAAUCGAUAGCAAAUUUAUUGAUUGCGAAAGGAGCCGACGUGAACUAUGCGGCCAAACACAACAUUACCCCGUUGCAUGUUGCUGCAAAAUGGGGAAAAACGAAUAUGGUGGCUUUGCUUUUAGAAAAAGGUGCUAUUAUCGAAUCAAAAACUAGAGAUGGUUUAACUCCGUUACAUUGCGCCGCUCGAAGUGGCCAUGAACAAGUUGUUGACAUGUUAUUGGAACGCGGAGCUCCUAUAAGUUGUAAAACGAAGAAUGGAUUGGCACCCCUGCACAUGGCAGCUCAAGGUGAUCACGUUGACGCAGCCAGAAUACUUCUUUACCACCGAGCUCCAGUUGAUGAAGUAACAGUUGAUUACCUCACGGCGCUUCACGUGGCAGCUCAUUGCGGUCACGUGCGGGUAGCAAAAUUACUCCUGGAUAGAGCCGCAGAUGCAAACGCUCGCGCACUCAACGGUUUCACACCACUUCACAUCGCCUGUAAGAAAAACAGAAUUAAAGUUGUUGAAUUAUUAUUGAAACACGGAGCAAGUAUUGGAGCAACGACUGAAAGUGGCUUAACACCAUUGCACGUUGCCAGUUUUAUGGGAUGUAUGAAUAUUGUAAUAUAUUUGCUUCAACACGAUGCUAAUCCUGAUGUACCAACUGUUCGUGGUGAAACGCCGUUACAUCUUGCAGCAAGAGCUAAUCAGAAUGAUAUUAUUCGAAUACUUUUGAGAAAUGGAGCACAAGUUGAUGCAAGAGCUAGAGAACAACAAACAGCUCUACACAUUGCGUCUCGUUUAGGAAAUGUUGAUAUUGUUAUGCUUUUAUUACAACAUGGAGCCAAAGUUGAUACCACCACCAAAGACAUGUACACCGCCCUCCAUAUAGCAGCUAAAGAAGGGCAAGAUGAGGUUGCCGCUGUUCUCAUUGAACAUGGAGCAUCUCUAAACUCCACCACCAAAAAAGGGUUUACACCCCUCCAUUUAGCUGCAAAAUACGGUAACAUGAAAGUGGCAAAACUUCUUUUACAAAAAGAAGCUACCGUGGAUUCCCAAGGCAAAAAUGGUGUAACACCUUUACACGUAGCCUCACAUUACGACCACCAAAACGUUGCUCUUCUACUUCUCGAUAAAGGAGCAUCACCUCACGCUACAGCCAAAAAUGGGCACACCCCGUUACACAUUGCAGCUAAGAAAAAUCAAAUGGAUAUUGCAAAUACUCUUCUUGAAUACGGUGCUAAACCGAACGCUGAAAGUAAAGCAGGGUUUACACCUUUGCAUCUCAGCUCUCAAGAAGGGCACACAGAUAUGACCUCUUUAUUGAUUGAACACGAAGCUAACACGAAUCAUCCGGCUAAAAAUGGUUUAACCCCAUUACAUCUUUGCGCACAGGAAGACAGAGUUCCCGUUGCGGAGAUUUUGGUUAAACAUGGAGCUGAAGUUGAUGCUGCAACUAAAGGCGGAUUUACUCCCCUUCACAUUGCGAGUCAUUAUGGACAAACUAAUAUGGUUAAAUUUCUUUUAUCGAAAGGGGCGAGUGUUAACUCAACAACUUCGCUUGGAUAUACACCGUUACAUCAAGCCGCCCAACAAGGACAUACCAACAUCGUUAAUAUAUUAUUAGAAAAUUCAGCUCAACCAAAUGCAGUUACUAACGGCGGCCAAACACCGUUACACAUCGCCCAAAAACUGGGUUAUAUCAGCGUAAUCGAAACGUUGAAGAUUGUGACUGAAACUACAACUACAACAACCACCACCACGACCAUUGAAGAAAAAUACAAAGUCGUCGCUCCUGAAGCUAUGCAGGAAACUUUCAUGUCGGAUUCGGAAGAAGAAGGUGGAGAAGACACUGUCCUCGGGGAUCAUUCUUAUCGAUACCUUACAGCUGAUGAGAUGAAAUCCCUCGGUGACGAUUCGUUACCAAUUGAUGUCACCAGGGACGAGAGAAUCGAUUCGAAUAAGAUGGUAAUCAGCGAUUCAGACCAAAAUGCCCUUCCUCCCCAAGCUAUCGAAGACGGAAUUAGCCCUCAGUACAUCACAGAAAAUUACGUUGAAUAUACCAAGAAAUACGUCGUUGAUAAUGUUGAUAUUGCUCGACAUCCCAUCAACAUUGGGAAACUCCACUGGAAGAAUUUCUUGGUAUCAUUUUUGGUUGACGCAAGAGGUGGUGCAAUGCGCGGUUGUCGUCAUUCGGGCGUCAGGGUCAUAGUACCUCCAAGAUGCGCACCAAGCCCUACGAGAAUUACGUGCAGAUAUGUUAGACCACAAAGAACACCCCACCCACCACCUUUAAUGGAAGGCGAAGCUUUAGCAAGUCGAGUUUUGGAAUUAGGACCUGUGGGCGCAAAAUUUUUAGGCCCCGUUAUUAUAGAAGUCCCACAUUUUGCCGCUUUAAGAGGAAAAGAAAGAGAAAUUGUUAUCUUAAGAUCAGAUAAUGGGGAAACUUGGAGAGAACACACCGUGGAUUCUUCCGAGGAGAUUCUUAAUGAAGUGUUAUCUGAAAGCUUUGAAGCUGAAGAUUUGAAUCAAUUAGAAGAUGUUUCAUCAGGAAGAAUAACACGUAUUUUGACACCGGAUUUCCCACAAUACUUUGCUAUUGUUACAAGAAUACGACAGGAAGUUCACGCUAUCGGGCCGGAAGGUGGAAUGGUAUCAAGUACGGUGGUACCUCAAGUUCAAGCAGUGUUCCCGCAAGGAGCCCUGACGAAGAAAAUCAAAGUUGGAUUACAGGUAAAUUUAUUUAAACCGCGAAAAGGGGUGCCCGUCGAAAAAUUAAGAAAAAUAACUGUCAAUCACGUACCGAAAAAGAAACGCUGGUCAUUAAUUUGGUAAAAUUAUUUCUAACGGUUUAGCUUGAUGAUAACAUCAAAAUGUUAAUCAGCUGAAACAGUUUUGUCGUUAAUUGAGCACCGUAGAUACGUUUAAUUAUUGCUAACUUUUAUUUUUAAAGUUGCAAUAAACGGUAUAAACUGUCAAAAUC